Trichomonas vaginalis G3 is the source of this 1101-nucleotide messenger RNA. RefSeq names its product protein ubiquitination. Lineage: Eukaryota; Parabasalia; Trichomonadida; Trichomonadidae. The transcript has a single exon. Bases 1 to 1101 code for a protein of 366 amino acids. The record is from RefSeq and is a predicted model, not a curated record. Gene Ontology annotation, molecular function: protein binding.
AUGCAAAUCACACCAACGUAUCUUAACUUUUCAUUCCUAUCUGGUGUUCCAGAAAUUAUGGGUGAAUGCUUGAAAUAUCAAACACCAAAUGAUGAAAGCAUGUUUUUUGUUAUUGUUUCACAUAAUACUGAUUUUUUAACAUUUUUGAUCAAUCAAUAUCACCUCGAAAUGAAUUUAUCUUAUUGCGCGGCAUUUGGUAAUUUAAAUGCAUUCCUUAUUUAUUUUGAUAUGACAAAAGAUGUGAAUGAUUGCUUUAUAAAUUCUCCUCUUUUUUAUCUUCCUUCAUUAGUUGAAGAUUUUAUUUCAUUUGGAGUAGAUAUUAAUGCAUCAGAUUUGCUUGGAAAAACUGCAAUUAUUCACGCGGGAUUAACUAAUAAUAGAUCAGCAGAAAUAUUGUUAUCUCAUGGAGCAGAUAUCAAUUCACGCGAUUCUGAUGGUAUGACAGCACUUCAUAAAGCAGCGUCUAAUAAUUAUGUAGAAUUCAUGGAAUUUCUGAUUGAGCAUGGUGCCGAUUAUAAUGCAAGUGAUAUAUGUAAGUAUUCUGUUCUCCACUUUACAACAAGAUAUGAUAGUAAAGAUGCUGCAGCAUUACUUAUAUCUUAUGGUGCAAAUAUCAAUGCAGUAGAUGAUACUGGAAAAUCAACUCUUCUUAAUGCAGCACAGCAAGAUGAUUUUGCAAUUGCAGAACUUCUGAUUUCACAUGGCGCAGAUAUUAAUGCAAAAGAUUAUAACAAUUCAUCAGCUCUUCAUUAUGCUGCUGCAUAUAACUCUGAAGAAACAGCAGAUUUACUUAUUUUGCAUGGAGCUGUUGUCAAUGCAAGAGAUGUGGAUAAAAAAACUCCCCUUAUUGUAGCUGCCGAAUAUUCUAAUAAAGAAGUUGCAGUGCUUCUUAUUUUAAAUAAAGCUAAUGUUAAUGCAAAAGAUCGAAAUGGCAAAACAGCGCUUAUGUAUGCUUCCGAAAAAGGAUCAAUUGAAAUUGUAAGUCUUCUUUUAUCGAGUGGAGCUAAUACCAAAAUUCGAGACAAUUUUAAACAUAAUGCACUUCAUUAUGCAACAAUAUCGAAGAAUUAUGAAAUUGCAAAUCUUUUAAGACAAUCAUAG